UGGCAUUCAAACUUUCAGAGCAACGAGCAGAGAAAAGAGAUCGAAAGCGGCACUUGAGAGUUUCUAACAAACCUACUAAAAGGAUUUCCUCAUCUCAAGGUUAUAUUCCUUCUCGGUAGAGUUUGCUUGGAUCUUCCUACUUGCUUUUUUGGGGGAACGAUGAUGUUUACCGCUUUCAACACGGAGUGCGACUCUUCUUCCCGCUGCAGCACCGCGUCCCCGUCGGUGGACAAUCUAGGAUAUUACCCCUCACCAGCGGGAUCUUACUCCAGCAUGGGAUCACCCCAGUCUCAGGAUUUCACUGACCUGACAGCAUCAAGUGCCUCCUUCAUCCCCACUGUCACAGCCAUUUCGACAAGCCCCGAUCUGCAGUGGAUGGUUCAGCCUUUGAUCUCCUCAGUGGCCCCUUCGCACAGAGCUCACCCCUACACCCCCAGCCCCACAUACUCAAGACCAGGGAUGAGGUCUGCAGCAUCCAAGGCUCUCAACUCUACCAAGAGGGGCAGAAUGGAACAGACAACACCCGAGGAGGAAGAGAAGAAAAGAAUUCGCAGAGAGAGAAAUAAGCAGGCAGCAGCUAAAUGUCGCAACAGGAGGCGAGAGCUCACAGACACUUUGCAAGCUGAAACUGAUCAGCUAGAGGAUGAGAAGUCCAGUCUGCAGAACGAUAUUGCUAAUCUUCUAAAGGAAAAAGAGAGGCUUGAGUUCAUUCUGGCAGCCCACCAACCCAUCUGCAAAAUCCCCUCAGAGCUUGAGGCAGACUUCUCUGUGGUCUCCAUGUCUCCUGCUCACCCCUGCCUCUCUACCAGUAUGUCCUCCCAGACACGCACCACCAUCCCAGAGGCAUCCACUAUCACUUCCAGCCAACCAACAUUCACUUCAACAUCCAACUCGAUCUUCUCCGUCAGUAGCAGCAGCUCCAACCUCUCCACCACCACCGUCUCCAACAGCGUGGUCAAGAUGACAGACCUGGAUGCCUCCGUCCUGGAGGAGUCUCUGGAUCUGCUGGCAAAGACGGAAAUGGAGACAGCUCGGUCAGUGCCAGAGGUGGACCUGUCCAGCUCCCUCUACACAACUCAGGACUGGGAGCCUCUUCACAGCUCUGCCAAUAACAAUGACUUUGAGCCCCUGUGCACGCCCGUGGUGACCUGCACACCGGCCUGCACCACCUUCACAUCCUCUUUCGUGUUUACCUUCCCAGAGGCGGAGACCUUCCCCACUUGUGGCAUCGCCCACAGGAGAGGAAGCAACAGCAACGACCAGUCCUCCGAUUCCCUCAGCUCACCCACCCUGCUGGCCCUUUAAAGACUCUUCUAAAAUAUAAUACUUCCUAUCAAGCACAUUCUCUUGAUGUAUGAGGUAGAUGUGCAGAUCACAGGGCUAUGGAAUGGACUUGUACCAGGAAGCAAAUUAUUUAUGAUUUUAUUUGCCUUUAUCUAUACUUGCCUAUUACACCAAUGUAGCAAGUUAAAAAGCAUGUUUUAACUAAUACCACCUAGUCGUUUUAUGAGUUCAUCUAUGAUUUGAAUUGAUGGUGCUCAAUAACAAAACCUGUAGUAGUGUUGAUAUGUGUUCACAGCAAUAGUUUGAUUAGUAUUGAUUCAGUUUGUUUUCUGGUUGAUGGAAUGUGAGAGUAAUUGUGAACUGUUUGUGAAACUUUAAAAAAAAAGAAACUGAUGUGCUUUGUCUUAACCAUGGUCUGAGUGGUCUAUCUUAGUAUGAAGUUUUCUGUGAAAACAUUAGUGGUUUUAAUUUAUGAAAUUUCAAUUUAUUUUUUUACAGAGAGAAUAAAGAUGAAUGUUGUUUGUAAGACAUGUAAAUAAAAGAUAGCGAUAUUUAAAUUCAA
Messenger RNA from Scatophagus argus, 1846 nucleotides. RefSeq names its product v-fos FBJ murine osteosarcoma viral oncogene homolog Ab (gene fosab). Gene Ontology annotation, biological process: regulation of transcription by RNA polymerase II. The transcript has 4 exons. The record is from RefSeq and is a predicted model, not a curated record. NCBI's taxonomy places the organism in Eukaryota, Metazoa, Chordata, Actinopteri, Scatophagidae. Gene Ontology annotation, cellular component: nucleus. Gene Ontology annotation, molecular function: RNA polymerase II cis-regulatory region sequence-specific DNA binding; DNA-binding transcription factor activity, RNA polymerase II-specific. Bases 160 to 1305 code for a protein of 381 amino acids.